AUGGAUACCGUCUCCCCUCCACCGGAAUCCUCCACUAAGGCGACGGAAGGUUCUGCACAUACAUCAGACACCAUCCCAUGCGAUGAUCUCCACACGCCUUACCCAAUUGUUCUGGCUAAGGAUGGAUCAUUUGAACCACAUGACCUAAAUUCGAAAUGGGAACCACCGCCAUGGGAUUUGUUUUCAAUGAAGGAAUUAUAUGGUAAUAUACUUGCCACAGGAUCUGGUUCGGGUUCUCAAGUUAUCCUGAUGCAUGAGCGCACACGCUUUGGUAUUCCCAAUGCAAAAGUCGGCCUGCGGCCUGAUGAGCACAAAAGCGGUAUGUCUGUAACUGAAGCUGCAGAGUUGGCCAAAGAGGCUAUGUGCUAUGCUGCAGAUUGUGCUCCGCAGUAUGGGGAUGUUGUUACUGUUUACUACCUAGGAAAUCAAGGUUGCAGGAAGCUGCUUGAGGAAUAUGUUGAAGCAUUUUGGCAAAAGGUGGAGAUCAAAUGCACUAGGUGGAGGUUCGUGGUUAUAGGACCAGGAUGGUCCACGCUGUAG
Messenger RNA from Oldenlandia corymbosa var. corymbosa, 540 nucleotides. The record is from the annotation of a GenBank genome assembly. NCBI's taxonomy places the organism in Eukaryota, Viridiplantae, Streptophyta, Magnoliopsida, Gentianales, Rubiaceae.